Molecule: messenger RNA, 1040 nt
Organism: Ruditapes philippinarum (Manila clam)
Lineage: Eukaryota; Metazoa; Mollusca; Bivalvia; Venerida; Veneridae
Product: gastrula zinc finger protein XlCGF8.2DB-like
Exons: 2
Coding region: 295-918 (207 amino acids)
Biological process (GO): regulation of transcription by RNA polymerase II
Molecular function (GO): DNA-binding transcription factor activity; RNA polymerase II cis-regulatory region sequence-specific DNA binding
Source: RefSeq, a predicted model, not a curated record
AAGAUUUCAUUAAACUGAAUGAUCUUUAUAAAGGGAUGAGAUGUUGUUCAGUUUAGUUUCUAUAUUGAACUAAGUUGAAUAACACUAGAGUUACCACAGUCGAUGUAGCCACACUAAGUGAGGCCAACAUGAACUAUACUAUAUUUAAGACACCUUUCAAUAGAAGGCAAGAUCAACAGUUGAAGUCAGCUAUAUUACAGUCUAACAGUAUACAGAUUGAGCAAAACACGGUAGAGAUAAAAUUCAGACAGUGAACAAAUUGCAGAGGAGACUUUGAAUGAUUUAAUUGUCAAGAUGGAAAAAGAGAUUUCAAAGGGAACUUCUGACAGAUUUAACUGCCCAGUAUGUGAUAGAUCCUAUAAAAAUAAGAAAUCAUUGAAACGCCACAUCAAGAUGCAUGAAAAUUCUAAGAUCCCUUGUAGAAAAUGUACUCUCUUCUUUGAUACAGAGGUAGAAUAUGAAGAACAUAAAGCCAAAAGGCAUGUCAAACCUUAUAUGUGCUGUAAAUGUGGCAAAGGAUUUGAUAGUAAAGGGAACCUUAAAUAUCAUAUGCAACUUUUACACGGAGAAAGACAAUUUAAGUGCUCAUAUGCUGGAUGUGAUAAAACUUUCAUCAGAAAGGAGUUUUAUGAAGACCACUUAAAUACACACUCUGGUUUAAAACCUCAUAGUUGUAAAGGGUGUGACAGAAAGUAUUGUAAUAGAUACAAGCGUAAUGAGCAUCAAGAAGUGUGUACUGGAACUAGAACGUAUCAAUGUGAUGACUGUGGUGCCUUAUUCAACAGCAGAGCGUCAUUGGCAAGGCAUGUCAGUGCGCAACACGGCAAUAAUGUGUUUCCAUGUGUUUAUUGUGGACUGACAUAUAAAUACCAGACUGGUUUGAUAAAACAUCAGAAAACCUCACAUGAAUUCGUAUGAACACUUUGCAUAACUUUUUAAAUGAACUGUGCAUGCCAGGAGAGUAAUUUAAAGACAGAAAAUUUUUGUACCAAAAUUAAGUGUUUUGAAUACUUUCCUUAUGUUAAAGGGACUCAACUGAG